AUGAACGGCACUAAAAUCAUCACAAUGCGCAUUGGCAAACUCGUGUUUCUCGACAGCUUGAACUACUUUCACAUGCCUCUGAGUGCACUGCCUAAAUCUUUCGGUCUAAAAACUGCUCUCGCCAAAGGAUCUUUUCCGCAUCUGUUCAAUAGGCCCGAGAAUCAAAAUUAUAUUGGGCCGAUGCCGCCUGCGGCCGAUUACUCUCCCGACACUAUGCGCCCGGAGGAACGCGAGCGACGCUCGCGCAAGUUUAAAUUGCCUCAAAAUUUAUUAGUAGACGGUUACUACGAAACACCUGAUUCAGCCCACGUGUUACAGUUUCACGGUUGCUAUUGGCACGGGUGUUUGAGCUGUUUCACUGUAAACAGAGACCGUGUACAAAGCGAUGGUGAUACACUGAACGAGCGUCUCGAGAGAACAAACGCUAUAUCGCAGAGAAUCCGCUCAAGCGGCUACACGUUAACCGAGAUUUGGGAGUGCGCGUAUGACCGGAUGAUAAAAACAGAUUUAGAGAUGAGCGCUUUUGUGAGUGAUCACCCUCUGGUUCGAGCGGAGCCUCUCAAUCCGCGCGAUGCUUUUUUCGGUGGUCGCACGGAAAACAUGGUCACUCUGUACGACGUGAAAGACGGGGAGCAGAUACGAUAUGUUGACGUUUGCUCUUUGUACCCAUACAUCUGCAAGUACGGCAAAUAUCCGGUGGGUCAUCCAACGGUAUACGUCGGCGACGAGUGCAGGGCGCUGACAGGUCCCGAAAAUAAUAUCAGUCUUUCCCGCGUCGAGGGCCUUGUUAAAUGCACAGUGCUUCCACCGCAAAAUCUUUAUCAUCCGGUGCUGCCGGUGCGAAUGCAUCAGCGCCUGUUAUUCGGGUUAUGUCGUAGCUGCUGCGAAACAAUGAACCAGGACGCGUGUCCUCAUGAAGACCCCGCGGAGCGUGUGUUUAGCGGUACUUGGGUAGUGGAUGAAUUGCGAAAAGCUAUUGCGUGCGGGUAUAAAAUAUUAACCGUGAGCGAGAUUUGGCAGUAUAAGAUAACGCAGUACAACCGCGAUACACAGAAAGGGGGCCUUUUCACCGGGUACAUAAACACUUUUCUUAAAAUCAAACAAGAGGCUAGCGGUUGGCCCGAGGGUUAUGCAGAUGACGAGGCUGCCCAAGAGCGUUAUAUAACUGCUUUUAAGACAGCCGAAGGGGUUCAGCUGGAGCGGGGUGCGGUAGCGAAAAACCCGGGGCUGCGCUCGGUAGCCAAACUUUGUCUUAACUCCUUUUGGGGUAAAUUUGGACAACGCGAAAAUUUACCGCAAACAGAAAUAGUAUCGACACGCGAAAAACUUAUGGAGCUGCUAAAUAGCCCCGAGCACGAGAUCACUGGUAUGCUACCUGUUAACAACCAGGUGCUGUAUGUUAAUUAUACGAAAACCAGUGAUGCUGUAAUACCGUCUAAUAUAGCAAAUACUGUCAUAGCUGCAUACACCACAGCCCAAGCCCGUUUAAAACUUUACACCUAUCUCGAACCGCUGGGUAAGCGUGCUCUGUACUGCGACACCGAUUCCGUUAUUUAUGUCACGAGAAAAGAGCCUGGAGAGUAUGAACCGCCAACGGGUCAAUUGCUAGGGGAUUUAACCGACGAGCUAAGCUCUUACGGCGAGGGCAGUUACAUUAAGUCUUUCAUCUCAGGCGGCCCUAAAUUUUAUUCUUUCAUAGUUAAUACGCCGAGCGGCGCGGAAAGCGAGGUUUGCAAGGUUAAAGGCAUAACGCUGAAUUACGCAAACAGCUCGCUGAUAAAUUACGAAUCAAUACGGUCAUUUAUAAUAGGUGAGAGAGAAAAUCCUGUUGUACUACAGUUUGAUUCAAUACGUCGUACGCCGUUCCACCAGGUUGUCACACGACCCGAAAAGAAAUCGUGCAUGCCGCUGAGCGUCAAGCGAAGACGUGAUGGCGAAUACGGCUCGCUCCCUUACGGCUACAAGUAA
This is a messenger RNA of Venturia canescens, 1968 nucleotides long. RefSeq lists its product as uncharacterized. The record is from RefSeq and is a predicted model, not a curated record. The coding region runs from base 1 to 1968 and encodes 655 amino acids. Lineage: Eukaryota; Metazoa; Arthropoda; Insecta; Hymenoptera; Ichneumonidae. The transcript is spliced from 2 exons. Gene Ontology annotation, molecular function: DNA binding; nucleotide binding; DNA-directed DNA polymerase activity. Gene Ontology annotation, biological process: DNA replication.